GUGACAGUAUUGGUUCUGAGACAUUAUGAGAAUACUACUCUUUCAAAAUUCGCGCUCUAAGUACCAUUUGACGUACACUGACGGAAGUACUUCAUUCGAGUGUUUCCGUUCGACAAAUGACAAGCAGCAGAGAGACUAGCGAACCGACAUUUUUUUGUUAUUUGUUGUUUGGAUACGUUGAUGUUCCUUAUUUCGCUCUCUAGUUUAUCGAGCACCUCCGGAUGAAUGGCUACAACGGCAGCGAGAGCAGUGGCGGCAAUGGGGGGACCGGCGUCUUUGUCCCGGUUCAGGGGUGCUCUGGUCGCGGCAGUGCUGGGCGACUGUGUCGGGGGAGAGUUUGAGGGCGCGGAGGAGGUUCCCAUGGAGAAUGUAUUGCAGCACACGAACAGUCUGGACGACGAGACGAAAGGGAACGGAACCCUGGAGUAUAGUGACGACACAGCCAUGACACGUUGUGUGGUCCAGUCUCUGCUGACCCGGUCUGGCUUUAAUGAGCAGGACAUGGCUCGCAGGUUUGCGAAGGAGUACAGUUUGUCCCCGGGUCGUGGUUACGGCUCUGGAGUCAUCCAGGUGUUGAAGAAACUGGCCUCCCCUCAGCUCACUGAUGUGUACCAGCCAGCCAAGGACCAGUUUAAUGGUCGAGGCUCUUUUGGCAAUGGAGGAGCAAUGAGAGCGGCCCCCUUUGCGCUGGCUUUCCCUGAUCCAGCUGAUGUUAAAAAGUUUGCUCGUCUGGGUGCCAUGCUCACCCAUUCUUGUUCUCUGGGCUACAACGGGGCAGUGCUGCAAGCAUUAGCUGUCCACCUCGCCCUGCAGGGUGCCUUGGACCUGCCUCAGAAGUUCAUCAACACACUGAUCACCGAGAUGGAGGAAUUUGAAUGUGAUGAGGCGGCACGGAAUGAUGCCAGAAUCCUAAAGGAAGCAGAAAAGCCGUUCUGUGACCGCCUUCAUCGAGUCAGAGACUUGAUGGACAGGAACAAGGUCACUAUAGAGGAGGUCAUCUCUGAGCUAGGUAAUGGCAUUGCAGCACUCCAGUCAGUCCCAACUGCCAUCUUCUGCGUUCUUCACUGCUUGCAGCCAAGGGAAUACCUUCCAGAAAACUAUGGCGGCUUGGAACGGACAAUAGCGUACAGCCUUGCCCUGGGAGGCGACACAGACACUAUAGCCUGCAUGGCCGGGGCCAUCGCCGGCGCACACUACGGCAUCGAGGUCAUUCCCCAAACGUGGAUCCGAUGCUGCGAGGGCGCCGACGAUGCUGACGUGGAUGCAGAGCGACUUCACGUGUUGUACCACCAGACCGGAUCAGGUGAUCAGAGCAAUGAAGACCCUUCGGGAACAAAACGGUCCAAGUCUUCAAACGGCACAGCCAAGUAAACCCAAACCAAUAACGUUUAACGCAUACAGUGCACCUGGAAUGUAUUCACAGCAUUUCACUUUUUCCAUGCAAAUGUAUUAAAAAUAAAAAAAUAAAAAAGCACAUGUACAUAAGUGUAUUCACAGCAUUCGCUCAAUACUUUGUUGAUGCACGUUUGGCAGCAAUUACAGCCUCAAGUCUUUUUAA
Molecule: messenger RNA, 1558 nt
Organism: Entelurus aequoreus (snake pipefish)
Lineage: Eukaryota; Metazoa; Chordata; Actinopteri; Syngnathiformes; Syngnathidae
Gene: adprs
Product: ADP-ribosylserine hydrolase
Exons: 6
Coding region: 226-1371 (381 amino acids)
Cellular component (GO): mitochondrion; nucleus
Source: RefSeq, a predicted model, not a curated record